UUUUGAUAGUAUAAAAUACUACGUUAAGUUACUUUGGGGGUAAAGAAAACAUUGAAAAAAAUCACUCUGAAUAACCGAGGAUAGACCCACGAGAAAGGAAGCACUAUAUCCGGGUUAUUCUUCAUUUUUGGCGUGCAGGAGCCUCUAUACUACCGGGUUAAAAUUUCACAUGCUCUAAUCAUUUAAAAUAAACCGAAAUGAGUACACAUUACAGCUGUGUUUGGAUUAUGAGGUUUUUUUUUUCAGUUUUAGUUUAAUCAUCUUUAUUUCACACACAUCAAAAUCGAACAUUAUCAUAUUUUUUCAGACUCUAGCAGUAGAUAAUGAUUUACCAAACUCAUUGUUUCAAAUAACCAAUUCACUUUUUGUGUUUCUCAGAAAUCACAACAUUCAUUUAGUAUUGUUCUACAUCAUAUCUAUUUUUUUUUCUAAAAAGGCUGAGUUGCGCGGCGGCAAACCUACAAUGUGAUUCUGUGAUCGAUUAGUCUAGUCUGCAGCGAUUCCCUCACAACACCGGACGGAACAAUCUCGCUACCGCAUUUCACGGGGAUUGGUGGCACCUGGAAUGCGUGCGUAAUGGGCUUGACCAAACAGUACCUGCGCUAUGUGCCUAGCGCUGUGUUCGGCGUGAUCGGCAGCCAGAAAGCAAACAUUUGCUUUGUCACACAACGCGGUGGAGAGCGCGGCCGCUACGUGGCCGUGGCAGCUUGCGAACAUGUCUUUGUUUGGGACACCCGGAAAGCGGAGAAGGUGUUGAUUCUGGCAGGCCAGAAACACGAGGUAACCUUCCUGUAUCCCUCGCCUGAUGGCAUCCACGUGGCUGUGGGAUAUGAAGAUGGUGCUGUGCGGAUCUUCAGCCUGCUCAACGGCGAGAGCAGCGUCUGUUUCAAUGGACACAAAUCAGCUGUCACGACCAUUUGCUAUGACGCACUGGGGGCCAGACUCGUAACUGGAUCCAAGGAUACUGACGUGAUCAUUUGGGACAUCAUCAAUGAGUGCGGCCUGUACCGACUGCGGGGACACAAAGACGAGGUCACACAAGCCCUGUUUCUCAAAGACAAGAACCUCUUGGUGACCAGCUCCAAGGACAGCUUUGUCAAGUGGUGGGACUUGGACACGCAGCAUUGCUUUAAGACCAUGGUGGACCACCGCAGUGAGGUGUGGGCCAUGUCCGUUCUUAACGAAGAACACCGCCUGCUGACAGGCUCGGCCGACAGUGAGCUUCGAGCAUGGGACAUCAGCUACCUGCAGGAGGAGCAGGCAGAGGGCGAACCCAAGGUGAAAAAGGGCAAAAGUCUGCUUGAGGACGACCAGAGCGAUGGGAAUGAUGAAGACACGGAUGAGAGUCCAGAAGAUCGUAUUUUGACGUGCAAGAAAGCAGGCUCCAUCCUCCGUGAGGCCAGAGACAGAGUCGUGUCUCUGACCGCUGACAGCAAGCUCAGAGUCAUCGUCUGUCACGGCAAUGACUCGGUUCUGGAGGUCUUCAAGGUGCUAUCGGAGGCAGAAGUGCACAAAAAGAUGACCAAGAAGAUGAAGAAAGCCAAGAAGAAAGCGGCCAAAACAGCAGAGGAGGACGAGGGCAAGGAACCAGUGGUGGAGAGGACGCUGAAGGACGAGAUCGUCCGACUGAGCAACAUCAAGGCCUCCUCCAAGAUCAGGUGGGCCGACUGCCUGUCGUGCGCUGGAGGCGAGCUGAAGGUGGCCCUCCUGCUGCAAAACAACAUGGUGGAGACAUACAGCCUGAAGACAAAGGAGGGGGCGCCGAUGGCCAGCAAGACGGCGCGCCUCACGUUGGGUGGCCAUCGCAGCGACGUGCGGACGCUGGCAUUCAGCUCGGACAACCUGGCCGUACUGUCGGCGUCCGGGGACACCGUCAAAGUGUGGAACAGGUCAACCCUGCAGGUGGUGCGGACCAUGGCGUGCGAGUAUGCCCUUUGCUCUCUCUUUGUGCCUGGAGACAGGCAGAUCAUUGUGGGGACCAAGAGUGGUAAUCUGCAGGUGUUUGAGUUGGGGUCGGGAAGCCUCCUGGAGACGGUCAACGGCCAUGAUGGAGCUCUGUGGUCCAUGUGCCCGGCCCCCGACCAGCGGGGGCUCGUGACUGGAGGUGCGGACAAGUCAGUGAAGCUGUGGGACUUUGAGCUUGUGAAGGAUGAGGCCAGUGGACACAAGAGGCUGACAUUAAAGCACACGCGCACUUUACAGCUGGAGGAAGUCGUCCUGUGUGUGAAGUUCUCACCUAAUCACCGCUUGCUGGCAGUGUCCUUACUUGAUUGCACCGUCAAAGUUUUCUACACGGACACGCUCAAGUUUUUCCUGUCGCUGUACGGGCACAAGCUACCCGUACUUUGUCUGGACAUCACACACGACAGCACGCUGAUCGCCACAGGUUCGGCAGAUCGCAACGUGAAGAUCUGGGGCCUGGACUUCGGUGACUGUCACCGCUCCAUGUUUGCACAUGAUGACAGUGUCAUGUUCCUCCAGUUCGUCCCCAAGACGCAUUUGUUCUUCACGGCAGGAAAGGACAAGAAGAUCAAACAGUGGGAUGCUGACAAAUUUGAGCACGUUCAGACCUUGGAGGGCCACCAUCGCGAGGUGUGGUGUCUGUGUAUCAGCCCCAACGGUGACCAUCUUGUGUCGGCCUCACACGACAAGUCUCUGCGCCUGUGGGAGAGGACCAGGGAGCCCAUCAUCCUCGAGGAGGAACGAGAGAUGGAACGAGAGGCAGAGUUUGACGAGAGCCUGGCCACGGGUGACGCUCCGGUGGUGCCCGGAGAGACUGCCGGGGAAGCCGCACCAGCUGGCAAGAAAACCGUGGAGACGGUCAAAGCUGCCGAACGCAUCAUGGAAGCUCUGGAGCUCCUCCGUGGGGAGAACAGGAAGAUGGAAGAACAUAAAUACGCCUGCGAGCGUGCCGGAAAAGAGCUGCCCCUCCCCAAAGCAAAUCCAAUCCUUGUGGCCUUUGGAAACAUGUCUCCAUCCCGCUAUGUUCUUGAUGUCAUCAAGAAAGUCAGAUCCAGCGAGCUGGAGGUGUCCCUGCUGGUGUUACCGUUCCCAUACAUUCCCGACAUCCUGGAGCUUUUCAACGGCUUCAUCCGGCAGGGCCUGGAGGUGGAGCUCGUGUGCCGCUGCCUCUUCUUCCUGCUCAAAAUACAUUUUGGCCAGAUCUCAAGCAGCCAGAAGCUUCUCCCUGUCAUCGACGACCUGCGCUCCAACACUCUCUCCAAAGUGCAGGAAAUCCGCGACCUGAUGGGAUUCAAUAGCGCCGCCCUGCAGUUCCUCCAGCGUGAAGUGGAGAGCAAGGAGGAAGUGAUGUUCUUCGCCGAUGCCACAGGACGACUGGCGGAGAACAACAAGCGGCGGAGGAAGCGCGAGAGAGUCGUCCUCACUGUCGCUUGACGAUAAUCGCAAAGUAGACUCUUGGCUUUUAUUUUUUUCUACCAUAUUAUCUUCAGUAAGAAAAAUAAAAUAUCACAAUUGUAUUCCCAUUUUAUAUAAUUGUCUUUUAAAGCCAUUUUCAUCUAUAGUUAUAUACUGGAUGUCCCAAAAAAUGUAUACACACUUAAAUAAUGAUGAUGUAAAAAAUACAUUUGAAUUCUAAUAAGUUUACAAUUAUUUAAUGUGUGUCAUCAGAUUCCGCUUAUCCGCAGGACUAAUCGGGAGAAAUGUCGUGACCGACUCUCCAUUUAAAGGGUUGAGCUACCCCUUUACCCCAGCCGACUCUUAACGUCGUACAUGCAGGGGGACGGGAGCUUCUUAAGUCGGUGUCGAGAUGAACUCAUCUAGGUGAACUAACUGCCUUUAGUUUUGCAAAGCCAAUCCGGUCCGCCUUCACUUAUUAGCCUUUAUCGAGCAACCUUACAGAGUAAAAGGGUGACAAACUGAUCGCUUCGCUUUUACAGUAGCUUCAUCUCUUAUGAAUCGAUUGCACUUGUCAUUGACCUAGUAAGUUUAAAAAUCCUUGUUAGGAUCGUACGCAUUUGUUUUUAUAUUAAGCCAGAGUUUAUCAAUGAGUUAUUAAUUAAAACGGAGUUUACAACUAGAUGUUAUUAAUGUCGUUGACGAUUGAUCUUUAAUGAAGUAGAGUGGUAAAAGAUGAGACAACUCAUUAUAAGAAUGACAACGAUAGAUGAAAAUGGAAAUUUUAAGUAUUUAAUAAAAUGAUAAAAAUUGUUCAGAUAACAUUUAUUACUUGGCA
Syngnathoides biaculeatus (alligator pipefish) is the source of this 4195-nucleotide messenger RNA. It is a transcript of the gene wdr3, whose product is annotated as WD repeat domain 3. Gene Ontology annotation, biological process: maturation of SSU-rRNA. Bases 577 to 3396 code for a protein of 939 amino acids. Gene Ontology annotation, molecular function: protein binding; snoRNA binding. NCBI's taxonomy places the organism in Eukaryota, Metazoa, Chordata, Actinopteri, Syngnathiformes, Syngnathidae. The record is from RefSeq and is a predicted model, not a curated record. The transcript is spliced from 27 exons. Gene Ontology annotation, cellular component: Pwp2p-containing subcomplex of 90S preribosome; small-subunit processome.